Paramecium sonneborni is the source of this 4450-nucleotide messenger RNA. The record is from the annotation of a GenBank genome assembly. NCBI's taxonomy places the organism in Eukaryota, Ciliophora, Oligohymenophorea, Peniculida, Parameciidae.
AUGAUUCCAUCAAAUAAAUCACCUUCAGAAGUUGAAAUAUUCUUUUUCUAUCAAUAAGCUAUCAAUAAUUUAGAAUAAGGCAGAAUUGAUGAUGGUAAAGCCUAACUUAAGAGUCUACUUCAUAGCAACUAAAUUAAAAAUUAAGAUCAUAGAACUAUUUAUUAUGCUAUUUUAAUUUCAUUAGCAGAGGUUUAUGGAAGAAGUAAUUCUAUUCAAGAGAAAUGUGAAGCCUUAAAAUACUACCAUGAAAGUAAUUCGAUUAUUGAAGAUUGUUGGGAAACAAAUAGAAAAAUGGCCAUCAUUUUUAGACAGAUUGGACUUAUUCCUAGAGCCUUACAUUUAACAUAAAAAGCGUAUCUAUUCAACUAAUUAAUUUAGUUUAGAAGUUUGUUAGUAGAAUUAAGGCAAGCUUAUAUUAUAUUAUUAAAUAUGUUGUUUAGCUUUUUUAAUUAAUGAACUAGACUUAUUUAAUUAAUAUUUAGAAAUUAUGCCUGAUGAAAACAAAUUGAAAUAAUAGCUUUUAGAGUUAGAUUUAUAUAUAAAAGAAUAAAAAAAAAGUUUGUUUGUUAAUGAGCUUCUAGAAGAAAGAACCUCUAUUUCUAAAAAAAUAGCCUCAAUACCAAAAGAAUAUUUAACUCUAGAUUAUUUUUAUUAAGAAUAUGAAUGUGAAAUUUAUAUUUAAGAAAGUAAUCCCUAAAAGUUAUUUAAAAAAAUCAAAAGAUUAUUAUUAAAUAAUUUACAAAUUGAUGAAAACACAGAUGAAGUACACUAAAAAGAUUUAUCAAUUCUUUUGAAAACUUUUUUUGUUAUCAAAUCUAAAGAUGAAAAAUCAGUUCAAAAAGAUAAACAUAAAGAAUAGAUUGAAAAAAAUAUUAAAUAGCGUUUGAAAUAAAAAUUAUUUUAUUAAAAUGAUCAAAACAUUCAAGCGAAAUUUUCUUUAUAAUCUAUUUUAUAAAAAGAAAAUUCUAAAUCAGUAGAAAUCUUUAAAAAUUGUGGUUUAAAUAUGGAAUUAAUUUCAAUCUUUGGCAAAAAUACAAUUUUAUAAGAUUAAUAAGUAUAAAAUUUAGAAUAGAACUAAGCACAAUAAAUAAGUAAUAAUGCACUAGGAUAAUAUCUAAUCUCAAAAUUAAAAGAAUAAAAAUUUUAUAUUUUAAAUUUAAUAAAUUAACUUACAGAACUUAUAUUUAGAAUACCUGAAGAUUUAAAUUAAGAUUAAGAAGUAGUUGAUAAAGCUUAAAAAGAUUUGGUUAGAUGUUAUAUUUGGGCAUAAUAUUUUAUGAAUGAAUUUUCAAAUGAUCCUAAAAUAGAAUUAAAAAUUUUAUCCUAAUUGUUCAAAGAAUUUAAAUUAAGAAUUAAAAAUGAAAAAACAAAAACAAAGAAAUAAAACGUAAAACUAAAAAAUCUAUAGCGAUUAAUAUUUAAAUUUAAUGAUAAAUUACUAUUUUAAAUAAGCUUUAAAAAAGAUUAAAAGGAAGAGUAAAUUUCUUAAACAAAAGAAUUUAAAAUGAUUAUGUCUUAAAUUCAUAAUGAGUUCAAUAUCCUAAAAAAUUUCUCUCCUCUUGCUAAUUAAAAUCAACUGAAUAAAUCUUAGUAGCUAGGAAAAAUAUUGGAACUCUCUUUAAAUGAAAUAUUAGAAUUUUGGGAAUCCCCAUUUUAUUUAGUUGAAAAAGGGGAGUAAACAUCUAAUUAAGUGGCAAAAAUAAAAGCGUUUAUAAAAGAAGAAAAUAAAUUAUUUGAGCCUUAUGAUAUUUAUUAAUAAAUAAUAAACGUGUGUAUAAAGUAACUUUAUUUUAGAAAAUCAUAAGAUUAAUGUAAAUAAGUUUUCGCAUUAAUUAAAUCAAUUUUUGAAUCCUUAUAUAAAUCAGUACAAGUGAAUAAUAUAAUUGCUUUAUGUUAUCUCAAAUUAUCAUUUAUUUAUGGAGCUCUAGAGGAGGAAGCAAGUUAACCAUUAGUUUUAUUUUUAUCAUUUCAUUAUAAAAAAUUAGAAUUUCCUUAUAAAGAAUUAUUUUUAAUAACUACACUUCAAUAAAGAUAGAUCAAAUUGCGUAAAUUUUUUGAACUUUUUAACUUGAAUUUAGUAAUUAAAGACUUAAUUAAUUUGAGAAUUAAAAUGAAAUUUGAUUAUCAAUAUAUUUUUAAAAAUUUAAUAGAUUAAUUUUAGGACAGUUUUGAUGUGCAAUAUUAUUUAAUGCAAUAAAUUAAUGAGAAACCAGGCAUAUAUGGUCAUUGUAUUGUUAAAAAAAAUUAAGUGUAAAUUGAAACUUAACCUAUGGAUCCUGGCAAAAAUUUAAUUGAUCCAGAAAAUUAUUCAAGUGAGUCAGAAGAAGACUAUUGUUUUACUUAUCCUUAUUAAGUUCAUUACAAGGAAAUUAAAUUAAAGUAUGGUGAAUUAAAUAAAUCAUUUAAAAUUGGAUCAAAAUAAUAUAAAAUUAGUGUUGAAAAAUAAAAAUAUAUAUCAAGCCAUAAAAUAUCAAUAAAUUUAGGAGAUCCUCAAAUAUCAAAAUAAAUAAAAAAUAUUUCAAAAGAAUUAUUAAAGUAAAAAUUCUUAUUAUGUACUAAGUAGCUUAAAAAAACCUUUAUUGUAUUUUUUUUUGAAAAUUAUUAUUUUGAUCCAAUUUAGGAAUAAAAUGAACUAUCAGAAGAAGAAAUAAAAUUUAUUGGUUAUUUUUUGCCAAUUUGUUUUAAUUAGUUUGAAGAUAAAAAAAAAGUCAGCAUUUUUACAACAAAUGUUAUUUUAAAAUAUAUUCCUAAAAAAAUAGACUCAUAAAUAUAUUAAUAUGCAAAUGCAUUGAAUUAAUAAAUAUUUUCAAAGUAACCAUUAAAAUAGAUGCCUAAAUUUAAUGAAAUGAAAGAUUAAAUAGUGUAAUAAAAGUUGUAAAAUGAAUAUAUGGCAAAUAUUUAUUAUUUAUUACAAAUAACAGGAGACGAUGAAAAAGGUUUUAUGUAUAUACUUUUAGCGAUAGCCUUCAAUGAAAUACCAUAUUUUUGGAAUUAUUUGUACAUGAAAAUUUUUCAUCUAGCAUAUAACUAGUUAAAUUAAAAAGUUCAGACUUCAGACUUUGACUGGUUUAUUUCUUAAAAAAAAAUAUAAGUUCACUUAUAAAAAUGGUAAAGCUUGAUUCAUCUUUUCGAAUAUAGAUUUAUUAUGGAUUUGCUUAAAGCAUAACAAAGAUAAUUAGAAUAUCAAAGUUAACCAAAUGAAAAAAAUUAUUAAAAAGUGUAACAAGCUUAUUAAUUUUUACUCUCUUAAAAUUAAAUCAAUAUACCUCUUGAUAUUUAUGAAUUGUAACAUAAUUUUAGAGCGAUUUUAUUAAUUGAAAAAAAAAUUAUGAGAAAACUUAGAAGUGUUUCAAUUUAAAGAAUUAUUUAAUCUAUUUCCAAUUAUUCUUAAAUUAAUAAACUCAUUAUAUAAAUGAAAGAAUAAAAGUUGACAUAUUUUUACAAUUCUUCUGAAGGUGAAAUUGAAACUAUAUCAGAUUUAUAAAUAAAUGUAUACAAAUAUUUAAGAAGAUUUAUAAAAACUAAUAAUGGGGAAGGUUUAAAGUUAUUAAUAGAAACAAUAGAAAAUCAAAUUCCAUUGUUGAUGGAAGUUACAAAAGAUAUUGAAGAAUUUUAGUAUUGUUUCACUCCAGAACUUAGAACUUUUAAGUCAAAUUUGAAGCAAGAUCAAAAUGAAUAAUUAUAUGACAUUUGUUAAUCUAAACACUAUUAACAAAAAAUAAAUGUUGUAAUGGGUAACUUGAGCUUAUUUUUUGAAAGAAUUAAAUAGAAACUUGGUCAUAAUGCUCCUUAAAGAUAUGUGAUAGAAGCUAUCUAUUAUUUAUGUCAUAUUUAAUUACAAAAUAAAAAUUUGACAAAAGAUAAGCUUGAAAACUUGAUACAAAUCAUUUCUAUUAUAUAUUCACCUUAGAUUAAAGAUUUAGUAAGAUAUUAAAAACAAUAUGGAAAUGAAUAUUCUGAACAAGAUUAAGUCUUAAGAUAUUAUUAUCAUCAUGAUCUGGUUUUCUUCUACUUGAAAUAAAAGAUUGUAAAGCUUUUUAUUAGAAUUCUUUUUGCAAAUUAAAAAUGGAAAGAACUUUUAGAGUUGUUAGAAUAAUUGCCAAAAAAUUUUGAUUUAAGAGGAUAUCAAAUUUGUUUUUCUUUUAUAGAAAAUUAAAAAUAUUUUAGUGAACCUCAAUUAUUAUAAGAUGUCUUAUGUCAUAUUGAUUAUUUUCUUAAGAGAAAUUAACAAUAUGUGUCAUUGAAUGAAAAUCAGGAGUAUGAAAAAAUGUUUUUGAAAUUCUAUGAUGUGUUUUUAUUUAAAUAAUAAAAAAACAAUAAAACAAUAACGGAAAAAGAAAAAUAAUUUUAAGCCAAAAAGUUUAUAGAUCAUUAAGUUAGAGUUAUGAAAAAAGGCAAAAGAGACUAUGCUUAAUGUUAAGACAAUUAAAAUUUUAUAGAAAUCUGUUGA